GCCCUACACCGGGCCCUACGGGGCCCCGGCAGGAGCGGACACCAUGGAGGACACCUAGAGGAGUCCGAGCCAGAGGGCUGGUGCGUUGAAAGUAGUACAAUGGAAUAUUCGCGGGCUUAAGGACUGGAAACUUGAUAACAAUGAGUUACGGGGUAUAGCGGGUAGUUAUGACAUUGUGGUGAUUACGGAAACGCAUUUAGUGGGAGAUACGGUAGUGAAGGAGAUGCUACCGUCGGGUACGCUCCUGUUCACAGUAGAUGGCACGCCCAACAGAGGUGGGGUAGCUGUCUGGGUAAAUCGUAUGUUAGCUAGGGAUGUGCAGCUCCUUGGUGUGUCUAAGGUUCCUAAGGGCAUGGAGAGUAUCUGGUUAAGGGUGAAAGGGCAUGCUCUUAAUAUGGGGGGGCGUAGUUUGCUGAUAGCAGCCUGUUAUGCAGCACCCCAAGGUUCUGUUCAGUACAAUGACCAUGCGGGUAGAAGGCGUACUGACACCGUGGAUCGUGUUUUUGGUCGACUCCGUGCCUUGUUGCGAAGAUAUGUGCGUCCAUGCGAUGAAAUCCUCAUUUUGGGGGACCUCAAUGCGCGAGUAGCCAGCUUGAGUGAUAUACCAGAUCUCCAGGCUGAUGCUGAACUGGAGGCGGCGGCAGGUGUGUCGAUCGGAGGUAAUGGGCUCAUUCAAGGCAUGCCGAGCAGGCGCAGUAAGGACCCAUCCAGCAACCCAUUUGGGCAAGGUUUGGUCGAGCUGUGCCGCGAAACUGAACUGAUUAUCAUGAAUGGUCGUGUGCCCGGUGACAUGGAGGGUGAGUUCACGUUCUACCACGCCCACGGCCUUGCCUGCAGUAUGAUUGAUCUUUUUGUCUGCACGCCUGCUUUGUUCUCGCGGGCGUCGCAUUUGCAAGUGCUUGGCAUCCCCAUUGCUAUAGAGGGGCCUAAAGUGGGAUCGAGGCUCAGCGAUCACUGCCCGGUGUCACUCACUCUGGACGUUGGAUUAGGAGGAACGCGAAGGGGUGGCAACACGGGUUCCUCUCGCCUGGGGAAACGUGAGUGGGAGCGGUACACGCGCCUAUUUGAGGUAGAAGAUGCUGCUGUCGUACAGAAGAUUGACGAGGCUGUUAGCCAACUGGGCCAUGGUCUUAACAGUACGGAGGUUGUUACAGUGAUCUGUCGGGCUCUUAAGAAGGCUAUUGACGCCACGUUUCGUCUUGAGAGGGGGCAAGGGUCCAUUCCUAGUGCAGGCAGGACGGACAAGGAUGCGCCUUGGUGGACACAUGAGUGUGCGGAAGCCCGUGAGGCCAUGUUUGCUCAAAAGGCGCUCAUGCGUGCUAACGGUCUGCUGGGGGAUCAGGAUGCCAGAGCUGAGUUCAGUCGGUUGCGCACGAAGUAUCAACGUCUACGCAGGGAGGCUAAGGACAAGUUCCGGGUCAUGCAUUUUGAAGGAGUUAUCGAAGAAUGUCGGGGGGAUCCACGGGCGCUGUGGGGUCGGCUGAAUGGCAGAUUUAGUCAGGGGUGCCCUAUCACGGAUGUCAACAGUUGGGGAGCCUACUUUAAUGCGCUGUUUAAUGGGGAAGUCAAUGCGUUUAACGAAGUUUCCGCGGACACCAUCCUUAGUACCAUCAACGGUGUGCCACAUGGGAGGGGAAGAGGAUGGGUAAGGGCGACAGGCGAUCGAGUAGCACGAGUCACCGCUGCUGCUGCGCUCAAUGUUCCGUUCACCUUGGCGGAAGUCAUUGCUGCGCUGAAGUCUUUGCGUAAUAACAAGUCUGGGGGUUUGGACAGAGUACCGGCUGAAUGUUUCAAGUGUGCGACGAGAGAGGUUGAGGGUAGAAGGAUGUUUGUUUUAGCCCCUUACCUGCUCAAGCUACUAGAGCAUAUCCGCAGCACGGGGGAUUAUCCUGUGCAGUUUGAGGUCUCUGCGCUCACGCCCAUCCACAAAAAAGGCGAUGUGAUGGAGAAGGGUAACUAUAGGGGUUUAGCAGUGGGUGGUGUUUUGUCUAAGCUUUAUGCGUUUAUGUUGGAGCACAGGCUGUCUCGUUGGGGCGAGCUGGUGGGAGCUAGGUCGCCGUAUCAGGGAGGUUUCCGACGCAAGCGGGGUACCUGCCACAACCUGUUUUUGUUGCGACAUCUGACGGACAAACAUAAGGGGGGGCGAGAUGCAGUUGACCCCCUGUUCGUUUGUCAGAUUGACUUUGAGAAAGCGUUUGACAAGGUGCCACGUGAUCUCUUGUGGUUAAGGUUGGAGGAACGGGGUGUGCAUGGCGCUAUGCUGGAGGCUCUCAAGACUUGUUACAACAAGGUCAUGAUGCGUGUCAGGGUAGACGGAGUGACGGGGGAUCCUUUUGAAUCUUCGCAGGGAGUCAAGCAAGGAUGCCCUCUCAGCCCUACGCUUUACGGGAUUUUUGGCGAGGGGUUUGCUGACUAUGUUGACGCUAAGGAUAAGUGGCUCCCUGAUGCUAUGCGCGCUAAGCAGCAGACUCCCCAUGCGGAUGGCCGGCGUAUCCCGUUGGAACUGUAUGCCGACGACCUCAGCCUUUUCGCUACGACGCACAGACGGCUGAUUGUGUUGCUUGCUGAUUUGAGAGAGUGGUGUGAGGCCUUUGGGAUGCGGGUGAAUGUUCGUAAAUGUGAAUUGAUGGUUUUCCACCCUCGUGCCAAUAUCCGCGAGGCUUUUGCUGCCCUUUGCCCCGUGGUGUGGACUUCUAUUGAGGGAAAUGCGCGAGUACCUAUGGUUAUUCCUUGGGUACAACGAGCCCGUUACCUUGGUUUGCACUUUGGUCCUGGCACACCGUUUGUUUCCUGCACAGAGGAACUGUUGACCUCUGGCCGACGUGCUAUGUUUUCUCUUCAGCGUAAAUUAAAACGCCUAGGUCUUUUGGUCCCUGCUGUUGCAGUUAAGUGCUUCGACGUGCAAGUCCGCUCCAUCUUGUCGUACGGUGUCCAGGUGUGGGGGCCUGAUGUGGUGCUGAAGCUAAUGACGGACUGCGAGAAUUCCGCGAGGUACUUUGACAGAUCCUUGCGGGACCCAAUGGUGCAGUUACAAAGGGAAUUUCUUCGGGAGAUUGCGGGUGUGAAAGUCUCGCCUGAUAAGUUGCUGUUUAAGGAGUUUAACCAGCGCCCCUUGCAUGUCUUCUGGCUGGAACUGUUUCUGAGGUUUUGGAAUGACCUGGUCAAGCAGAAGGACACGGUCUACCACCAGACGUUGCGAGGUGAAAUUCGUUCGGCUCUCAGUACUGAGCAUUAUGAUGGCUGGGGUUCUAAGGUGUUGAAGAUUCUGAAAAUGUUAGGGACGGAUUUGACGGCCUUGGGGGGUGAAUUGGACUUGAAUGCGCGUGUGGAACGUAUUGCUGGCACGGAGCUAAAUGUGUCUGCUCUCACUAAAAAGUUUGCUGAUAGAAUGGAUGCGGAUUGGGAGGAUAGGAGUUUGGAAGAUGACCCGCGGCUUUUCAACCCAGUAGACCCCGUACCAGGGGUUGGAGUUAAGAUGUGCAGGUACAAAAAUUGGAUGGGUGACCCGGUUGACAGGGGGUACAUUACUCAGCGGCAGCAUGUGAACCUGAUGCGUUUUCGGCUGUGUGUGUGGGGCAUUGAAGCCAAUCGCCCUAGGGGUAGGCAACGAGUAGCGCGUGUCUGUCCUAUGUGUGCCGUGCAGGGGUCGCCGGGGAGAGUGGAAGAUGAGAAACACAUCCUCAUUGAAUGUCCCGCUUACGAUGAUUUGCGUGAUAAGAUAUGGGAAAGUGGUGUCCCACGGGAUGCUGAUAUGAUUGCUGUCAUGGGCAUGGAGAAUCAGGCAUUGCUUGCUAGCGUAAUCACUAGCAUGCGAAGUCGCAGGAUUGCGCAGACAGGGUUUAUCAUAUGAUUAGCGUUCUGUUUGUUGUCUCUUUUGUUUACUUUUCUUCUUUUGGUUGUUUUCGCGUUUUGUGCU
This is a messenger RNA of Astrephomene gubernaculifera, 3916 nucleotides long. NCBI's taxonomy places the organism in Eukaryota, Viridiplantae, Chlorophyta, Chlorophyceae, Chlamydomonadales, Astrephomenaceae. The record is from the annotation of a GenBank genome assembly.